Brassica rapa (field mustard) is the source of this 1089-nucleotide messenger RNA. RefSeq names its product rhodanese-like domain-containing protein 9, chloroplastic. NCBI's taxonomy places the organism in Eukaryota, Viridiplantae, Streptophyta, Magnoliopsida, Brassicales, Brassicaceae. The record is from RefSeq and is a predicted model, not a curated record. Gene Ontology annotation, cellular component: chloroplast.
CGUCUGUUCUAUCUGAACGUGGCUAAGCACUAGAAAAUCUACAUGUAAAGGCUGAGUUGAAUACGUGGCAGCAGCUCAUUGGCUAUCUUAAAUUCUCUUGAACUCUGUCUAAUCUACUGGUUCUUGUCCUAGCGUUGUGACUAUCACAUCGCAGUGACGAGUUUUUUUUUCUUUUCUUCUCUCUCGAGACUUCUGCAUCAAUGGCGGGGAUCGUUAGCCCUAGCCCUACGGCUCUUUACUUCACCAGUAAUCUCGGCGCAAGGAGGUUGAAAGCGGCGAGCUGGUCGGGAAAGAGCCUCCCUGGUAACGUUCUCCGCCGGAGAAGCCUGAGAGUUGCGGCGGAGGUGAAGUUCGUGAACGCAGAGGAAGCAAAGAAGUUGAUAGCAGCGGAAGGUUACAAGGUUGUGGAUGUGAGAGACAAGACUCAGUUCGAGAGAGCUCAUAUAAAGUCUUGCCACCACAUCCCUCUCUUCAUUUUCAACGAAGACAACGAUCUUGGGACGAUAGUGAAGAGGACAGUGCACAACAACUUCUCAGGGCUCUUCUUUGGUUUGCCUUUCACAAAACUGAAUCCAGAGUUCGUUAAUUCCGUUAGAAACGAGUUUAAGCAAGAUAGCAAACUUUUAAUUGUUUGCCAAGAAGGUCUCAGAUCUGCAGCUGCGGCUAGUAGAUUGGAGGAAGCAGGUUAUGACAACAUAGCUUGUGUAACAUCAGGGCUACAAUCUGUUAAACCAGGGACAUUUGAAUCGGUUGGUUCAACGGAGUUGCAGAAUGCUGGAAAGGCAGGGCUUAUCACAAUUCAAGGGAAGAUCUCAGCUGUCUUAGGAACAGUGCUCGUCUGUGCUUUGUUGUUCAUAACGUUCUUCCCUGACCAAGCAGAGAAGCUGUUUCCUUCAAGCUAAAGACAAGAGAACGACAAUGACUUGAUCCAGAGAAGUUUCCAGAGUUUCAACUUGUUUGUAUGUAGAUGCUCAAGGAACACAAAAAAAUCUUUAAAUAUUUGAAUUUUUGAAGUGGUUACAAAGAACAUAUGGUAUUGAACAAAGUUGUUUUCUGCUUAUAAAACAAUUGAAGAAGAAAAAAAUUCAU